This is a messenger RNA of Prorocentrum cordatum, 516 nucleotides long. The record is from the annotation of a GenBank genome assembly. NCBI's taxonomy places the organism in Eukaryota, Dinophyceae, Prorocentrales, Prorocentraceae.
AUGGAUGAUGGUUUUGGCAACAUAAUGGCCACUUUUACUUCGUGGUUCGGCGCCCACAUGGAACAGCUCGUUAAUAACGGCCUGGACAAAACUACGGCCGACAAUAUCGUGGCGCGCAUUUUGCACAUGGGUUUCAACUCUGUCCGGCUGAACUAUGCUGUCAAUGUCACUGUCAAUUCCAGCGGUAGUUUCCCUGAUGUGCGGGACCCCCAAUAUGUGUCAGGAGACCCCAGUUUCGCAGGCCUGAACGUUCUGGAGGUAUUUGACAAGUGCGUGGAAGCACUCACGUCCAGGGGCUUGCUCGUGGUUGUCAACGUGCACAUGCUCGAUGCUGCAUGGUUCUGCGGCACGACCGAUAACAACGCGCAGUGGUACAACGACGUAUUCUCUGAGGACGACUGGACAGCAUCACUGAAUCUCAUGGCCGCCAGGUACAGCGGAAACCCACGAGUGAUAGGAUUCGAUCUCUUUAACGAGCCCAGACUGAAUUCCAUUACCAACGACGUCUCAUAUUAG